Messenger RNA from Pyrus x bretschneideri (Chinese white pear), 1125 nucleotides. RefSeq names its product probable F-actin-capping protein subunit beta. Gene Ontology annotation, cellular component: cytoplasm; F-actin capping protein complex. Gene Ontology annotation, biological process: cell morphogenesis; actin cytoskeleton organization; barbed-end actin filament capping. The record is from RefSeq and is a predicted model, not a curated record. Bases 129 to 896 code for a protein of 255 amino acids. The transcript is spliced from 8 exons. Lineage: Eukaryota; Viridiplantae; Streptophyta; Magnoliopsida; Rosales; Rosaceae. Gene Ontology annotation, molecular function: actin filament binding.
GAGAUUUGGAGAGGGAAACUCGGGUCAAACGAAGCAAGGCGCCUCUUUUCUUUUUGCCUCGCUUCUCUGGAGUUUUAUCAACCCGAACAAAAAACCAAACAAAAGGAAAAGAAAAGGAAAGAGGAAAAAUGGAAGCGGCGAUGGGACUGAUGCGGCGGAUGCCUCCCAAGCACACCGAGACGUCUCUCUCCGCCCUUCUCUCCCUUCUCCCCCAGCACUCCUCCGAUCUCCUCUCUCAAGUCGAUCAGCCUCUCCAGGUUUUGUGCGAUAUGGAAUACGGGAAGGAGUUCAUUCUGUGUGAAUAUAACAGAGAUGCAGACUCUUACAGAUCACCUUGGUCAAACAAAUAUCAUCCGCCACUAGAAGACGGCAGCCUCCCAUCUUUAGAGCUGAGGAAACUUGAAGUUGAAGCCAACGACAUCUUUGCCAUUUAUCGUGACCAGUAUUAUGAAGGUGGCAUUUCAUCAGUUUAUAUGUGGGAGGAUGAUAACGAAGGUUUUGUAGGCUGCUUUUUAAUAAAGAAAGAUGGCUCCAAGACAGGGCAAGGUCGGCGAGGUUAUCUGCAGGAGGGGGCAUGGGAUGCUAUACAUGUGAUUGAGGUGGGUCCGGAGGAGGAAGGAACCGCUCAUUACCGUUUAACAAGUACUGUAAUGCUGUCUUUGACUACAGAUAAUGAGUCGUCAGGCACAUUCAGUUUGUCUGGAUCAAUUAGACGACAGAUGAAUAUGCACCUGUCAACUGAAGAAGGCCAUCUUUGUAACAUGGGAAGAAUGAUUGAAGAAAUGGAGAGCAAGCUGAGAAAUUCACUGGAUCAGGUUUAUUUUGGGAAGACGAAAGAGAUGGUUUGCACAUUACGACCACCAUCUGAAGUAGUGAUGAGACUGCCUGACAGCUGAUGAGACGUAUUCUAUAGGCUACCAAAAAGGGAGAAUACUAGUAAUUCACUAGGAGUUGGUUGUCAAAUUGCUUAACUGGGUGAUUGGGGUUUCGGUGUACUUUGUGUGUGUGACAUUAUUUGUUUUUGAAAUCUACUUUCAUUUUGAUUUGUUCCGCUUGGCCUUUCUGCCGUUGCACAGCGGAGAAGAUGGCUGGAUUAUCAAUCGAAAAGGCCUCAUGUUUCUUUCA